Molecule: messenger RNA, 2481 nt
Organism: Aspergillus clavatus NRRL 1
Lineage: Eukaryota; Fungi; Ascomycota; Eurotiomycetes; Eurotiales; Aspergillaceae
Exons: 1
Coding region: 1-2481 (826 amino acids)
Source: RefSeq, a predicted model, not a curated record
AUGGAUGUCGACAACCCAACCCCCCCGACUACACGCGAUCCCCGCCUCAGUCGCAACAAGCCGGCCCUCACGAAGGCUGCAUUGUCAGAUGUUGGCGCAUCUAGCUCUCCUACCGCUCCGAGGCCCGGACCGAAAGCAUCUGUUGCUACGCCCGCCGAUGAGCGAGACUUGACGUCCGGCGACCAGCUUCUCCGUGGUCUUUCCGAAUUAAUCAGAACUGCAGCGGAUUCAGUCAUACAGAAUGCAGAGAAAGAAAAGCUGGUAAAGAAGAAGGAAACGACAGAAGGGCUGCUGAAAAAGGCCAAGACCACACCAAGCUUCCCGUCUAUUAUCACAUUCUUCCAGCAGGCUCGAAACAAUGAGGAUCUGGAUUUGGCCCAAAUGGAUGACACCAUAAACAGAAACCAAACCCGAUAUCGACGGUUGGAAUCCUCUUUCACUUCGAAGUUGGCUCAGUCACUAUUACACAACAGUACUACCGCCGACGAGAGGCUCGGGCAACUGCAGGAUGAGAUCCGAGAGUUGAAUAACCGGGUGAAAGAUCCAAUGGGUGAAACAAAGAUCAAGUCACUAGAGGCAGAGAUCAGAAUGCUUCGAGAUCGGCUGACAUUACUCGAAAAGACUUCUGGAAAUCACACGGCGUCGAUCAACUCGCAGAUAAAGCAAGGCAGACAGACCACGGAACGUGUCGACCGGCUGACCUCAGACCUUGCUCAGCUUCCAUCCGAGAGCACUGUGCCUCCUCGCGUCUCCUCGGAACUUGAAGAGUUGAAACGGAUCACGACUGCCUUAGAUACCAAGCUUCGCUCUUUUGAAAAAGCACAACAGGACUAUUCGAAUUCGAUCUCGACAAUCAGCAGGAGCAUGGACGCGCAGCAUAAACGCCUCGAUGCCAGUAGCGAGACUUUCCAGUCUCUCGAGCGCAGAUUUGGGCAGACCAAUGAGCGCAUGGCCUCAUUAGAGAGAAUUCGGGCACUGCCGCCGCCCCCUCCCCAAGCUGCCUCGCCAUCUGCUCUAUCGACCUUAGACAAACGUCUUGUUGAUUUAGAGCGCAAGAUUGCAGCUUUUCCCAGGCCAGACACGGGCUCAUUCGACUCCAAGGUCCAGGCUUUGUCUGAACAACUUGACCAACUACAAAAUCUCCAGGCCAUGAAAGACGAGCUCCAUUUUGCGGAGUUGGAGGAGCUCAAGAAAGCAUCGGUGGAGAAGACUGAGAUCCAGCGUCUGAAGGAAAAUUACACUCGCCUUGCUGAAGAAACGGCAAGAAUAACUCAAUGGAGUGCCACGGCGACUCAGAAAAGCAACUCUCACAACACAUUGAUAGAGAAGACACUAAAAACCCUUCAAAGCCUUCAAGUCGGUCUUCACUCCCUAGAGACGCGAUACAAUCAUCUUUCAACAGAACCAAUCGUGCAGAACACAAUCGCUGCAGUGCAAGAAUUGUACCCUCCUGCAGCGCAGUUGAACAAGCUAACGGAGCAAAUUGCGGCGUUGAGGAAUGAAGCAAAGGAAGAGAUUCCACCAUUGAAAAGGACUGUGGAGCAGCUCGUUCAACUUCGGAAUAGCCAAGAGAUCUUAAUAAAGCGAUUGCAAGAGGAAACCAGCCAACGUGCAAUUGAAGCGAACCAGCUCAGAGACAUGACUGGAAAGAUAGAUUCUCGUGUCACUGCGAUCCAGGAGCAAUUGAUAAAAGGAGGUGAUCUGCCCGACAAACUGCAACAAUUACACGCCAAUUUUGAUUCUUUAGCUGAAAAAUACCAUGAGCAUUUCUCUAAGAUUCAGGAACAGAUCCAAUCUAGAGAGGAGGCAACUGCUCAGACCAAGAUUGAACUGGAAGAAGCACGCCACAGACUGGAGGAGCAGGUCCAAACCCUGUCCCAGGAAGUCGACCGAAUUGGUCAUGCGGUGACUGGGGUCAAAAACACGACGAUGACCGCCGUGAAUUCCAUUGCGAACAUCAGAUCGACUACUGAACAAAACCUACAAACAGCCGCUUCCCAGCAAGUCGGUCUCAAGUCCCUCAUUGAUCGCUUCAGUCACUUUGAAAGGACGAUGCUUGCCGAUCACCAAGGGUUGUUGGCACAAAUGGAGGCGCUGAAAGAGUCUCUAACCCUUGCGUCGCAACGUUCUCCAGUGCCUGUACGAGAAGAAACGGUGCCGGAGAGUAGGCUGCAGUCUCCGAAACAGGAGGAGAGUCUAGCAAUAUCCGAUACCACGAGUCAGGUCACCUAUGCAGAGAUGGCCGAGUCCAAUCCCACGCUCGCAUUGCGUGGAAAGAAAAAGAAGAAGCGGCCCCGUCCGUCUGGUAUAUCGGACGAUGAACGGUCGUCUACUGGUGCUCGAAAUGAUUCUCCACGAAUUUUUUCAUCCCCGUCUCAGAUAAUGGACGCAGAGAAUGCCAUGCCCUCGGAGAGCAAGAAACGGUCCAAGAAAAAGAAGAAACGCAGGUUGGAAGUGGAGGAGCCCAUUACUAUAGACUAG